Homalodisca vitripennis (glassy-winged sharpshooter) is the source of this 889-nucleotide messenger RNA. RefSeq lists its product as uncharacterized. NCBI's taxonomy places the organism in Eukaryota, Metazoa, Arthropoda, Insecta, Hemiptera, Cicadellidae. The record is from RefSeq and is a predicted model, not a curated record. The transcript has 4 exons. The coding region runs from base 112 to 729 and encodes 205 amino acids. Gene Ontology annotation, biological process: regulation of synaptic transmission, cholinergic; sleep; positive regulation of voltage-gated potassium channel activity.
UGUUGUGCAUACGGAAGUUUGUUGGAAGUUUUGGUACUUGGAUAACGUUUACGAAUGUCGCCUUGGCUUAGUCUUACUGUCGUGACCUUGUAAAACACGUUACCAAUGUAAAUGAUUCUUACUGUGUAUUUGUCAACAUUUUUCUGCUGGACGCCAAGAGACUUCGUCAUCUGCCUAAACCACGACCAUUGUGACAAGACGUUCGGCUUCUGGAGCGCAUAUUCUCCUUUCCAUCCUCCAGCUGGCCAAGCCAAGAUGUCUCUGUCCCGCUGCCUGUUCGCUGCUCUGCCGCUGCUCUUGCUGGCUUUGUUUCCAGCUGGGACGGUGAGCCAAGAGAACUUUCUCGACGAUGGAAGCGACGCAAGUCCACCCAUCUUCUGUUACCAGUGCAACAGCGGCGUGGACCUUGACUGUACCAACCUGCAGGCCAACAGCACCAACAGUGUUCACUACAAGCCAUGCUCUGACCUGGGCGAGUACAAGGGGGCUAAGCCUUUUUGUCGCAAGAUAGUGCAGACAAUAUUCGAGCGAAACAACAUGGUAAGGGUUAUCAGGAAGUGUGGGUGGGAGAAGCAUCCAAGGUUGGACUGCUACAAUAUGGCUAACGAUGACCACACGGAGACAGUCUGUCAGUGUUUUCAAGAUGGAUGCAACAGUGCUUACCGUUUCUCAGCUGCUGGGGCAGUCCUGGCCAUGCUGCUGGCACUCUGUCACAUCCUAGUCUCCUGAUCUGACACGGCAUUCUGACUCAAAUACUGUCAAGAGUAGUAAUACUGAGCCAUUUAUUCAGUAAAUGUUACUCUUACAAUAUGUUUUUGUAUAAACUGUACAGUCGUAUUGUGUUAAUUAUUUAAAAUAUAUUUAUUUGCUACCAAAACAAAACUGUUAA